UGUCAGGAAGGGAUCUCGAUAUGUAAAUCUAGCUGAAUCUAGACCUAGAUCAACACAUAUGUAAAAUAGUUUCACUAUUACACAGAAAUCAGCAAAGAUAAAAGACAACAUAUAGCUCUAAUAGUUAUGGGUAAAAAUGUGGUUAAGAAACAAGUUCAGAGUCUAGAUCUAAAUUAUUUCUAGACCCUGGCCUAGAUAGAGAUCUAUCUCGCCAAGAUAUAGACAACAUGAACAUCUUAUCUAAUCAUCUAGAGUGACUAGAGUAGACUAUUCUAGACUGACUAGAGAGAUCUAGUGUGAUACAUUACUUGGAACCUUUCUUAAUGAGACUUUGGAACCACUGUGACUACAGUAUUGUCUAAAGUGCAUUCUGUGUGCUUGGGAAAUCACAAUCACGUAAACAGCAUUUAGCUUUCAUUCUGUUUGAACUGGUUUUAUUUAGUGUUGAGUGUCUUAUGUUGAAACAUUGGCAGAUCUCAAGGAAACUAUGACAACCAACCAACAUGUCUCCUCGGCUUUCGAGGUCAAGAUGAACGAGCUCGACCUCCUGAAAUCACAAUUCUCCAAGCAUCUUCGAAGUUUAAAUGGUCUGAAGUUUCAGUACAUGGAUUGGUUCAAUAGACGCCAUAAACACUUUGGCGAGCUGCUGACUCUGGUUCACAUGAAGUUACCUUGCAUCAUGCCUUCCAGAUUCGACUGCAUUGCUCAUUUCCAAAAGUGCCACGACUGCUUGAGUAAAGUCUCCAAGACAAGACUGCCCACAGACAAGUGCCUCGCUGCCAUGAACGAGCUACUUCAGUUCUGGCGACGGCUGAAGACGCUGCUCUGCCAAAGCGAGUCGCUUUACAAAAGACUGUGUGAAUUCUGCGCCAGCGUUUCUAGAUUGAGAGACCACAGAGUCAAACGGCUUGUGGACGAACUCCAAGAGAGGCUGAAAACAGAAGCUAACGACUGCUUUGACUUUGGUCUAAUUCACGAAACCAGAGACAAUGUCUACACCUACAAAGUGGCUCUACCCUACCAGUGUUUCCACGGAUUGCUUUCUCUGACACCUCACCUACUCAAGACGGCCAUUGACGUUUGUUAUCUAAGUUCUAAAAUUCAUUUAGAAAAAGCGUAGACCCGAAUCCAAUCCGAUGUUAAACACAUGUUCAAUAUAUGUGAGAUUUGGGGCUUUCAUUAUCAAGGCUCAAUGUGUAUGCAUAUAUUCAGAUAUGAAAACGACGGACAUAUGGCACUUUCAAAGAAACUAUUUGCACAUGAACUUUUUGGACACAAUGUUACAUAUAAUUAAACUAACAUGGACCAGCUGCUUCCUCUACAUUCUUUUCCAAAGUAAGUCACACUUCAAUUAUAGUCUGUGAAAAGUUUCAAUUUUAUUCUCACCGAAACGUUUUAUUUAUGCUCAAGAUAAUAAACUGUGGCAAAGAACAAAGCAGCAGCCCAUUAAAGUAGAUAUCAUUCAGUGACGCUGGAGAUGGACAGGUCACAACCUUUGCAAGCCGGCAUCCAACAUAACAAGGCAAGCCCUAACCUGGAACCCCCAAGGAAAGAGGAAGAGGGGACGGCCCAGGACUACAUGGCGCCGCGAUAUGGAAGCAGAUACCAAGCAGAUGGGCAAGAAGUGGGGACAGUUGUAGAGACUAGCUUUGAACCGAGACGUUUGGAGUUAGACGGGACCACAGGCAGAGAUGAGAUGACAUGAAGAUGAACUGUAGCUUUCUAAACUUUCUUUCAGUAUUAGGAAUAUUAACCACUUAUAAAGCGAGAAAUGUUUGGUUGUAAAUAAAUCAAGCAAGAAAUAGGCAGUACCACUGUUUCACAGUUAACAAACUUCCAAGAAACAAAAUAUAAUCCAAUUAAAUCUGUUUUUGUUUUCAACAAAGAUAACUUUCAGAAUGUAUUAAAACAUACACCGAAUAUUAAAAAAGUAAUUUUUUUUUAUAAUUGUUAUCGAUAUGAGACAUUGAUAACGGGUCAAAGGUUAUAUGUUCUCAUGUUUUCGAUUCUGGUUAUUAAGUAAAUAUUUAUUUUUUGUACAAAUCUAUUUUUGUUUGAGUUUCAUACAUCGAUUUGUACAAACAAUUGUUUCAUUGAUCGAGACUCAAAUCACUCAGUAUAUUUAAAAAAAAAAAUGCCAAUGAAACCUCAACACCUUCAGUAAAAAUAGUUUUAUACCACAAAUGAAGUUAGUUAAGAAAGUUCUUCCGAGACUGAAUUCAUUCAAAAAUACAAUCUCUUCUCUUCACAUGUUUGUCUUAUCAAGGAUGGUCAAACGUUUUCAAUCGAACGAGAACUGACCAUACUUUGAGGUUCGAGUUUCUCGGCCUUGUUCCACAGAAGCUAAAAGAUGUUUUCUGGUAUGGAGAUCUAGAGUGGUCCCCCUUUCACAAGACCCUUGCUGCCAUCUGCUCUCCUCUAUUUCAGUUUUUAAAAAAAGCUGGCGCUUGAG
Biomphalaria glabrata is the source of this 2452-nucleotide messenger RNA. RefSeq lists its product as uncharacterized. The record is from RefSeq and is a predicted model, not a curated record. Bases 488 to 1120 code for a protein of 210 amino acids. Lineage: Eukaryota; Metazoa; Mollusca; Gastropoda; Planorbidae. The transcript has 3 exons.